This is a messenger RNA of Zophobas morio, 1870 nucleotides long. RefSeq names its product zinc finger protein 569-like. The record is from RefSeq and is a predicted model, not a curated record. NCBI's taxonomy places the organism in Eukaryota, Metazoa, Arthropoda, Insecta, Coleoptera, Tenebrionidae. Gene Ontology annotation, biological process: regulation of transcription by RNA polymerase II. Bases 196 to 1722 code for a protein of 508 amino acids. Gene Ontology annotation, molecular function: RNA polymerase II cis-regulatory region sequence-specific DNA binding; protein binding; DNA-binding transcription factor activity, RNA polymerase II-specific. Gene Ontology annotation, cellular component: nucleus. The transcript is spliced from 7 exons.
UUCGCAUGGGAUAGGAGGCCCGGUCUUGCAUGUUUUAUUCCUGCUGCCUUCUUUUUAAGAUGUGUUUCAUUAAUAAUUUGACAAAAUGAUUAAAUUUUUGCGCUUAUUGGAACAAAAUUUCAGUGAGUGGUGACCUUCAACAAAGCAUGUUUUAGGGGUUUUUCAUUAUUUCCAGAAUCAUAUUUACUGUGAAACAUGGAGGCAGUAAUUCGCGAGGGAACACUUCGUUUGUUAACUUCUGAAUCAUCCUGCGACGUUAUAUUAAGCUGCAAUGGUCAUCGCUUAAUGGCCCAUAAGCUGGUACUUUCUAUCGCUAGUCCUAUAUUACGUGAAUUACUUCUGCAAGAUUCAACUGAACCCACGGUUCUCAUUUUUCCCGACAUUAAUAGCAGCACUAUGUCCCUAAUCCUGGAUUAUAUUUACACAGGAAGUGUCGUAAUUUAUUCAAACACCAUCAGCGAGUUUAUCAGCGUUGCUACUCUUUUAAAACUCCCUCUGGACAUAGAAUUCUUAAAAAACUGGGCCUCGGAAGAACACAAGUUAUUUGAGAAAAAAGAAGAAAAAAUGUGUAAUAGUUCUAACACUUACAGCAAAGGAAACCAAAGGAAAUUGCCCAAUUUAGUACCUAUUUCCGAUUUUGUACCAACAAAGUUUAAAAUGCAUCGGAACUUAAUAAGUUGUGUGAUACCUAGUCCAUGGUCGCCACGAGAAAAGCCUGUUCUUUCCGAUCCGAGGACUUACUACUCAGCAAUAACUGAACACAUGAGUGUUUACAACGAAAAUGCCAACGAGGAAAGCGACCCCAAUAAUAAUUCUCAUCAAAAAAACAUUACUCCAAAAAAUUUGUCAUCUAAAACAAACUCAGUUGCUGAACUUACAUUAGAAUCAAAUUUACCUACCUCAUUAAAUAAAUUAAUUUGUGAAAAACGAACCCUACCUCAAAGUUUACACAGUUUAAGUUUAAAAAAUGAGCAGCCUCUAAAAGCUGAAGAUAGAAAGCGUACAAAAAAAACAUGGUUAAGAAAAAAAGAAGUAACGCAUGAAGAGAAAAUUUUACAUGAUGAAAACAAACAACAUAAAAAUUUCAAAUGUGAAGAGUGUGGAAAGACAUUUAGUCAACUCCGGAAUUACAAAUACCACAGGUCAGUACAUGAAGGAACUAAGGAGUUUGCUGCCAAAUGUCCAGAGUGUGGCAAAAAUUUUAAUGAUAGAGGUUAUUUAAGUAGUCACAUGAAAAUCCAUCGGGACAGAAAAGAAUACGCUUGCCCACAUUGUCCUAAAAGGUUUAACCAAAGGGUGGCAUACAACAUGCACCUUCGAAUCCACACAGGAAUAAAACCUCAUGAGUGCCCUACAUGUGGUAAAAGUUUUUCCAGAAAAAUGCUCUUAAAGCAACAUCAACGUGUUCACACUGGAGAAAGACCUUAUUCGUGUCCAGAAUGCGGAAAAACCUUUGCAGACCGCUCGAAUAUGAGCUUACAUGCAAGACUUCAUACAGGUAUCAAACCAUACUCCUGUGCAUUGUGUACGAAAAGCUUCACAAAAAAACAUCACUUGAAGACACAUAUGAAUUUCCACACUGGACUAAAACCAUACACUUGUGAAAAGUGUGGACUAGCAUUUUCACAAAGCAGUAAUAUGAGAACUCAUUAUAAAAAAUGUGUGCUUAAAGACGACAGUCUGUGUUCUGUUCCAGAAAAUAUUGAUGUCGAUAGUAACUAAUAUUUCGUAGUGCAAGGCCAAAAACUAUUGUCUGUUAGGAAAAUGGUAUUAAAAGUAUUUACGUGCAGAAAAUUUUGAACAAUUUGCAUAUUUUUGUUCUUUUCUGCAGCACCUAGAUAUUGGAUAUAAUUUACCUGUUAAUAUACAA